UUCUUUAGGCAACGUGAAAUAAAGAUGAUUUGUUUUUUAUCAGAUUAAUCAUCUAAUAAUCUCCAAAGCAGAAGUUAUAAUAAAGACUUUAGGAGACCAUUCUUUGAGCAAACUCUUUGUUCUUUCUGCAUCUGAGUAAAGGGUUUCUGAGCUUCUUUUGCACCAACAAAGUCAUGGCCUCCUCUGCGGCUCUUAGCAAGAAGCAGUUUAAGAGAUCAAUGACCAAGAAAUCACACUCAUGGUGGUGGGACAGUCACAAUUGUCCCAAGAACUCAAAAUGGCUUGCAGAAAAUCUAGAGAAGAUGGAUGACCGUGUGAGUCACAUGUUGAAGCUAAUUGAAGAAGACGCAGACUCUUUUGCCAAGAAAGCUCAGAUGUAUUACCAGAAGCGUCCUGAGUUAAUCCACCUUGUUGAGGAGUUUUACCGCAUGUACCGUGCACUGGCAGAGCGUUAUGAUCAAGCUAGUGGUGAACUUAAAAACUUUUCCUCUGGGAUCCAGUCACAGGCCUCUCUUGAGCAAUCUUCUCCCACCUCCCAAGAGAAGUCUAAGGAAGAGGAAGAUUCAUCUUCUUUGACAGAUUCUGGUUCUGAUUCUGAUUCUAAGUCUGUUCCUGAUGAUGAAGAUGGUGAUGAGGCACUGAUCCGAAGGAUGGGUGAUCUUGAACUUGAGCUUCAAGAAACAAAACAGAAGCUCCUCCAGCAGGAAAACAACAAUACUGAUCUCCUUAACAAGAUUACUGUAUAUGAAGGAGAGCUUAAGGAAGCUAAUGAAAAGAUUCAUAUGCAUGAAGAAGAGAUUGCUAAUCUGAAGAUUGAGCUUCAGAGCUGCAUGUCCUCUGAGCAAAAGAGUCUUGAUUUGGAUAAAGAUGAAACUGAAGAUGAAGCAGCUACAAAAAUGCAGGACCUGGAGGAAGAGCUGAGUAUGGCAAAAGAGAAGCUUCAGGACUUUGAGAAAGAGGUUUCUUGUUUGAAAACUGAGCUUGAGAGCAGUAAAGCUGGAGAGGAGAAGCUUCAUAGCUUACAGGAUGAGCUUGAGUUGGCUCAAAUUGAUGCUGAUACUCACAGAAACAAGUUCAAUGCUGAGAAGAAAGAAGUCUUGAGGUUGCAAGAGAGGAUGGCAAUAGUGGAAACCAGUUUACAGGAGAGGGAUAAAGAGAUAAGUGCACUGAAAGCUGCAGUUUCUGAGGCUGAAGAGAAGAUAUUAACAGAGAAAGAACAUAUGAAGGGAGAAAUGUCAAAGCUGCUUGAAGAACAAAGCCAACUUGGAGAGAAACUGAGAGAGGUGGAAUCAUAUGUAAGGAUUAUCACAGAAGAGAAAGCUGAAAUGGAGGAGAAGCUUAGAGAAGAAACACAAAAGCUAAGUGUAAUGAGAGCUGAGAGUGAUGUGCUAAGAGAAGAGAUAGGGAAGAGAGAAGAGAAGAUAAAGGAAAUGGAAAAGCAUAUGAAGGAGCUUCACAUGGAGCAAGUGAGGCUGAGAAGACGAUCUAGUGAGCUUUCAGAAGAAGUGGAGAAGACAAGAGUGGCUACAUCAGAAGUGGCUGAGCAGAAAAGAGAGGCGAUAAGGCAAUUGUGUGUGUCUCUUGACUAUUACAAAGAUGGGUAUGAGAGGCUUUGGAAGGUUGUUGCAGGACAUAAGAGAGGAGUGGUCUUUGCAUCCUGAAGUUUGGCUAAUUAAGAGUAAUAUAAGGACAAUGACUAUGUGUUUUGUCUUGUGUUCUUUUGGACUUAAAUGUUGAUUUAAGGGUUUGUUGUUGUUGAAAUUAGGCUGGAAAUGAAUAAUGUACUGUAUGUUGAUAUUAGUAUGUAUCAAAAUUCGGAUUUGUUUCGGGUUUGGGUCCGGUGUUUAAGAUAUGAAAAGAAUAUGAAAUAUAAAUCC
Molecule: messenger RNA, 1877 nt
Organism: Eruca vesicaria subsp. sativa (arugula)
Lineage: Eukaryota; Viridiplantae; Streptophyta; Magnoliopsida; Brassicales; Brassicaceae
Source: the annotation of a GenBank genome assembly